GCUAAGUGUACAGGUAGACACAAAGCUGCUCACAGUUUCACCAACAGCAGGGAUGAAGAUGCUGCUCCUGGUUCCGAUUCUACUCACGCUGUCCGGUGUUCUUACUCAGGACAGUGACUGGGAUGUGAAAUAUCCUGAUAAACCGAUCUGUGCUGUGAGAGGAUUCAGUGUCUCCAUUCCAUGUUAUUAUUCUUAUCCACCACAAGGUUACCAGGUGAAACAAAAGCUUUGGUGCUCGAUGAACUCAAACACAGACAAGUGUAUAAAUCCACCCCAUGUUUACGACAGUUCAUUAAACACCAAUCACUCAGACUUUGAGUUCACUGGAAACGACACAUCAGACUGUACUUUAUUAAUCCACAAUGUACAGUUCAGUUAUUCUGGAGUUUACAAAUUCAGAUUUAUUACUGAUGUGACCGGUGGUAAAUGGACAGGUGAACCUGGAGCGACUCUACAAGUUGCAGAUUUAAAGGUGUCACUAAUCAGACUCAGUGGAAACGGAACCCUUAAACAAGGAGACUCCUUAAAUCUGACGUGUGAUGUGAACUGCACACACACUUCCUCACAGUUUGUGUGGUCUAAGAACAACCAGCGUUUAAAUACAUCAGGACCCGUUCUUCACUUUCCUGCUCUAACCGUGAGGGAUUCUGGGGAUUACACCUGCACUUGGGAAACCGGUGAGACGUCAGGAUCUGAAACCAUCAGCCUUCAGGUGGAGGGUGAAAAUCCUGACCAGUGGCCAGUUGUUGCUGUGGUGACAGCUGCAGUGCUUUUCAUCAUCUUGGUCAUCUUAGGAGCUGUGAUUUACAACAGGAGGAGGAAGGACGACCCUUUAGAGGACAAGACCGAGAAAGCUGGAGCACAAACACAGGUAAAGCAGCUUCCUCAGUCUAAUGAAGAAGUGUCACAGCAGGAGGAAGUGACUUAUGCGACUGUGUCUAUCAAAGACAACAAUCUGAACAAAGGGCAUGUCCACACUGAGAAGCAGAAAGAAGACAUUUCCGUUAUCUACAGUUCUGUGAAAAUAAAAUGAUCAAGACAAAAUUAAAAUGAUAAAAUUGAAGAUCGAUGAUCUUGAGAUGUUUAUGAUCCUCAGACAGUAUACAAGUGCUUAAAAACAACUUGGCAACUCUAGAUGCUUUAUAGAACUAGAAGCUCGCACACUGAGGAGAAUGCACACUGAGGAGCUCCACCUGCUGGUGAAGAGGAGCUAUUACACACACUCCUGCUGCCCAUGUGACGUGAUCCCUGACACACGUCUUCUGCUUGAUUAGUCCUACUUGUGCUACUCCUGCUUUCUUUUCCUUAGAGGUUUCGACUCGCCUUCCGUCUGCAUCUCGUCUGGAUGCCACAGGUUUGAAUUUCCUAAGACCUGCUGCGUAUUUAUAAAGAUUACAUGGUGCUGCUGAUGAACUGCUGGAACACAAUACUGUGUGCAUUUUCUCUGUGAUCCUGUUACAAGUGUAGAGGAUCUGUUUGCUCUGUAGUUCUGGUUCCUCUCCAGGUUCCUGCUUCAUGAUGUUUUUAUUUCUCUGUCACCUCUGGAUGGUAAAAGUGCUGCACGAUAAAUGUAACUGAUUUAAGUUUUAAAAUUGAAUUAAAAAAUUGUAUUCACUUGUUUUUAAUGUUGCAGAUGAUGAUGUAUAGAA
Tachysurus vachellii is the source of this 1649-nucleotide messenger RNA. Its product is annotated as basigin-like. The coding region runs from base 53 to 1033 and encodes 326 amino acids. Lineage: Eukaryota; Metazoa; Chordata; Actinopteri; Siluriformes; Bagridae. The transcript is spliced from 7 exons. The record is from RefSeq and is a predicted model, not a curated record.